Molecule: messenger RNA, 1618 nt
Organism: Gadus morhua (Atlantic cod)
Lineage: Eukaryota; Metazoa; Chordata; Actinopteri; Gadiformes; Gadidae
Gene: pigb
Product: phosphatidylinositol glycan anchor biosynthesis, class B
Biological process (GO): GPI anchor biosynthetic process
Cellular component (GO): endoplasmic reticulum membrane
Molecular function (GO): alpha-1,2-mannosyltransferase activity
Source: RefSeq, a predicted model, not a curated record
AUGGAGACCAUCCUCAUAAUUAAUAAGUCUUCCAUCAGCACCUUCUGUUCAGAGGACCAUGAUUCCUUCCUCCACUCCACAGGCUGGUUGACCUUCGGCAUCACCGCCUUCUCGGUGGUGUUUCGGCUGGUCAACUUCCUGGUCCAGACCAGCUUCGUGCCUGAUGAGUACUGGCAAUCCUUAGAAGUCCACUACAUGGCCUUUGGUUACGGCUAUCUGACCUGGGAGUGGCAGGACCGGCUCAGAGGGUUCAUCUACCCGCUGUUCUUCGCCUCCAUUUACAAAACUCUGCACUUCAUCGGCUUGGACUCUGUGACUGUGCUGAUAUGGUUUCCCAGAGUCAUGCAGGCCCUGCUUGCGUCUGCGGCCGAUGUGAAGAUGUACUUCUUCACCCGAUCGAUGGAGAAUCCUCGUGUGGCAAAAUGGACGUACUUCUGCCAGCUGUGCUCCUGGUUCACCUGGUACUGCUGCACCCGGACCCUGAGUAACACCAUGGAGACCACCCUGACCAGCCUGGCCCUCACCUACUACCCCCUCCCGGGCUCCAAAGCACACCACAGUAAGAAGUAUCUGACGCUGGUCGCCAUGGCGAUCGUGAUCCGUCCCACGGCGCUGAUCGUCUGGCUUCCGCUGCUCGUCUCCCACUUCCACCGGGAGGAGGGCCGGCUGCGGCUCAUCACCCACCGCUUCUGACCCGCAGGGGCUCUUACCCUGGUGAGCUCAACUGUAAUCGACUGCCUGUUCUACGGCAAGUGGACCCUGGUGCAGUACAACUUCCUGCGGUUCAACGUGCUGCACGGUCUGGCCGCGUUCUACGGCUCGCACCCCUGGCACUGGUACCUCAGCCAGGGCUUCGCAGCGGUCGUCGCCCACCUGCCCUUCUUCCUCCACGGAUGCUCGCUGGCCUCCAGACGCUACAGGGUCCUGCUGGUCACCAUAGUCUGGACCCUCAUGGUGUACAGCUUUCUCCCACACAAAGAGUUCCGGUUCAUCUACCCCGUGCUGCCCUUCUGCAUGCUCUUCUGUGGGAUGUCGCUGGCCCACCUGAAGGCCCGGAGGCGGGCGGCGGCGGGGGUGCUGCUGGUGGCCAACCUGCUCCCAGCGCUCUAUACCGGCCUGGUUCACCAGCGGGGGGCACUGGACGUCAUGACCCGUCUGCAGGAGCUCUGUGAGCCCCCCGGCCCCGCGGGCUCCCCCAGCCCUGAGGUCCUGUUCCUCAUGCCCUGUCACUCAACCCCCUACUACAGCCACGUCCACUGCCCCCUCAGGAUGAGGUUCCUGGAGUGUCCCCCUGACCUCGGGGGGGCGGGCUACUCUGAGGAGGCCAGGGUGUUCUAUCAGGACCCCCUCCACUGGCUCUCAGGGGCCUUCCCAGACCGGGCCGCCCUGCCCACCCACCUGGUGCUGUUUGACGUGCUGGAAAAGGACAUUUCCGGAUUUCUGGAAAGCAAUAAAUUCACAAGGACUGCCGAGAUAUUCCACUCUCACUUCCCUGAAGGGCGAGUUGGAGGAAACAUCUUGGUCUACGAGAGACGAGCCGCGGCCCUGGAGGAAAACAUACCACCUGAUAUUUAAAAUAGCUUUUAUUUGUUUGUUAUUAAAUGUGAGACAAAACCAA